Molecule: messenger RNA, 2533 nt
Organism: Delphinapterus leucas (beluga whale)
Lineage: Eukaryota; Metazoa; Chordata; Mammalia; Artiodactyla; Monodontidae
Gene: FBXO43
Product: F-box protein 43
Biological process (GO): negative regulation of meiotic nuclear division; regulation of mitotic nuclear division
Cellular component (GO): nucleus
Molecular function (GO): zinc ion binding
Source: RefSeq, a predicted model, not a curated record
AUGGGAAAGCGAGUACAGACUUCCUCUGGCGGAGGCGGGGCCGGGGGCCUGCGGGUUGCGGGGCCGCCGGCUGGGGCGCCGCUGAGCGAGAGGAAGGGGCGGCGCGGGGCGGCGCGCAGCGGUUACUCAGGGCGGGCCGUUCAAACCGAAGGAGGGGAACGCGGCGGCCCCACACGAAGCUGGCGUGGGGGUUGCCAUAGCCUGGCGUCGCUGAAGGCGAGGCCGCGGCUCCUCCCCUGCGCUCCAGAGGCAGCCGCCUCGAUCCUCGCCCGCCCGUCGACCCCGUGGGUGCGGCCGCCCCGGGUCUCCAGGUGGGCGGGAGCGGGGGACGCCAGGUGUGUGCGGGCUGGCCGGCCUCCGGGCUUCCCCGGCCCCGCGCCCGCUCUAGCUCUGCUUCCCGGUGAGAAAUUUCCUUUUUUGGAAGCCUACAUAACGUUGACGUCUAAGAACUCAAGCUUUACUGAUGAAACAGAGAUUUUGAAGAUGUCAGAAAGGCAUUCAGGUCAAGCUGGCACUGGAGCAGGAAAUGAGGUGGACUCUCCUAUUGUCAACAUCAAGUCGUCCAGCUUUGGAGACUUUUGUUCCACAUCUUCAUUUCAAGAUAGUGGCUACAGUGAGCUGUUAAAAUCAUGCAGCUUUGAUAAUACAGAUAAAGAAUCAUUUGGAAAGAAAGAAAGAGGUUCAGCUUUAAUCCAUGAACAUCCUGAAACUUCAAGUCUGGCCUUAACACAUAGUUUAGAGUCUCCCACUCAAAGAAAGAGAUUUGUCUUCCCCAGGAAGGAAAAGGAUAAAACCCCAGACCUUUGUGAAACUCCUAAAGUCAGUGGAAAAAAAUUUUUACUGCGCAGAAGAUUGGAUGUAUCUUUCUCUCUUCUAAAGGGGGACUUUGAAUCACAAAAUAGUUCUCUCGAAAGUAGUACAAGCCAAGUUCCAAAUUUAGAAAAAAAUAUUCCAAGCAGUGCUUCAGGUUUCCCAAGGCAAAAUAAUUUUAGUUCUUUAGUUACUAGCACUUUGAAAACAGAAGAAGCGACUUCCAGCAGUCAAAAAUUGAGACUUAAUUUUUCUCAACAGAAGACGUCCACAGUUGAUGAUUCCAAAGAUAACUGUAGCCUAUUUGAAGUUGAAUGUAUAUCUCCAAUUCAAGGCAAUAGUUUAAAAGACUCUAUCACACAUGACUUUAGCGACAGCAGUCUAUGUAUUAAUGAUGAGAAUACAUAUCCUGAACUUCUGGGCUCUUCGGUCAGUGGAACAACUUGUGGAACAGAUGAGGACAUAUUUGUGACUCCAAUAAGUAAUCUUGUAGCAAAUGUUAAAUUUAAUGUAAGUCAAAGGCUUUCUCCUUUAGGUGAAGUGAGACGAAAUAUUUCAACACCUGAAGACAGUGGCUUUAACUCACUUUGCUUGGAUAAAUCAGAAGAUUCCCUCACUGACCAAGAGGGCUCUUUCCAAGAACUGCUUCAGAAACAUAAGGGAACUCUCAAAGUCAGGGACACGGUAAGAAGAUCAAGGCGUCUUGGAAGAUUAAGAAGACUGUCCACCCUUAGGGAGCAAGGCUCACAAUCUGAGACAGAAGAAGAAAAGCAGCCCAACCUCUCUGGCUCUGAAUCAACACCAGUGGCCACUUCAGACAUCUCAGAGAGUCAGCCAAGCAGUGACAAUAAGAGUGGGGAUUUGAGUUUAAGCUUUAAGAAUUUAUCAAAGACCCCAGCCUUGCAGUUAGUACAUGAGCUCUUUAUGAAAAGCAAAAGGAAAAGAUUCCAGCAAAGCGGUGCACGUGAAUUGUUAGAAGAAAGGGACGGGGGGAAAAUAGCUGUACUACAGCGUGUACUUGCAGGCCUGAUUGGCAAGAAAAUGGGUAUAGAAAAACUGGACAUCUUAACAGAAUUAAAAUACAGAAAUUUAAAGCAUGUUCUUGCUAUGGUUUUAGAUUCCUUGGCUGCAGAAAGCCUAUGCAGUAUUUGGAAAGUGAGCAGAAAUUGGCGUGAAAUUAUUAUUCAAGACAAAAAAGCAAAUCAGAGGAGGAAAUUUCAUAUCACACAACUGAAAACAGAUUCUGAGGGGGCUAUAUUAAAUGUUGAUGAUGCUGCCACUCGGCUCCAUCUUUUAAAUCGAUCAGCUUUAAGAUCUGUGCAAGCACAGGCUAGGACACCAGGUUUUCAGAAAGAACAAGUUUCAACAUUUUCUCCUUGGGGAGAAGUUUUGACACCUAUAGCGAGUUCUUCUGUUACUCACUUAAGUAGUAAACAGGAAGAAUAUGUUAAGGUUGCCAAAACACUUUUUAUUGAUGAAGCAUUAAAACCUUGCCCAAGGUGCCAAUCCCCUGCUAAGUACCAGCCUUAUAAGAAAAGGGGACUAUGUAGCAGCACAGCCUGUGGUUUUGACUUUUGUGUGUUAUGUUUGUGUGCUUAUCAUGGGUCUGAAGAAUGUAGUAGAGGAGCAGCAAAGCCAAGAAAUAGAAAAGAUGCUCUUCCAGGAAGUGCCCAGAGUAAGCGGAAUUUAAAACGCCUCUAAAGAGACUUCACAUAUAAAAGAA